This is a messenger RNA of Camelina sativa (false flax), 1332 nucleotides long. RefSeq lists its product as uncharacterized. The record is from RefSeq and is a predicted model, not a curated record. Gene Ontology annotation, biological process: lipid metabolic process. Gene Ontology annotation, molecular function: phosphoric diester hydrolase activity. NCBI's taxonomy places the organism in Eukaryota, Viridiplantae, Streptophyta, Magnoliopsida, Brassicales, Brassicaceae.
AUAACAGCAGCUUAUGAGCAAGUAAGAAUGUUUUAUUUACUUAUAAAAAGAAGACAUCGUACGUUUCUUGAAAAACAAAAAAAGAAGACACAAAAUAGAGAAUUCAAUUGGUGAUCAACAGAUAGAGAGAGCAAAGCAAAGGUUGUUCAUCCUGACGAAAUGGGGUCUCAUCUAUCGAAACAGCUCGAGCGUCGGAAAGCUGUCUCAACGGAGAAGAAAGCCAUGACAGAUCUCGAGAAAUCAUGCGGCUGCGAGUUUCCGGGGUGUGAUUACAUGCCGUCCGAUCGUAAAAACUGGAUGUCCGGCGUUGGACCUGAAAAGCUUCACAUCAACAAGAUCGUCUGGCCAGGCACUCACGACUCUGCCACCAACAAAAUCGGGAUCCGUUUCGUGUCUCGUCCCUUUGCACAGUGCCAGUCUCUCUCCAUCUACAACCAGCUCGUGGCGGGUACUCGAGUCCUUGACAUUCGUGUUCAAGAAGAUCGCCGUGUCUGCCACGGUAUCCUCAAGACUUACAGCGUCGACCUUGUCUUGGCCGAUCUCAAACGGUUUCUCUCUGAGACAGAGUCUGAGAUUGUGAUUCUCGAGAUCAGAACAGAGUUUGGACACGAAGAUCCACCAGAGUUCGAUAAGUAUCUUGUCGAACAGCUCGGAGAUCAUCUGAUUCACCAGGACGAUCACGUGUUCAACAAGACAGUCGCUGAGCUGCUUCCAAAGAGAGUGAUCUGCGUUUGGAAACCGAGGAAGUCGCCUCAGCCUAAGCACGGUGAUCCCCUGUGGAGUGCAGGUUACCUGAAAGACAAUUGGAUUGAUACGGAUCUUCCUUCGACCAAGUUCGAGAGCAACAUCAAGCAUUUGAGCCAGCAGCAACCGGCUGCUUCCAGGAAACACUUCUACCGGGUGGAGAACACUGUGACGCCGCAGGCUGAUAACCCUAUACUGUGUGUUAAACCGGUGACAAAGCGGAUACAUUGCUACGCAAAAGUGUUCAUCAUCGAGUGUGUAAAGAGAGGAUGUGCUGACAAACUGCAGAUCUUCUCGACGGAUUUCAUUGAUAAGGAGUUUGUUGAUGCUUGCGUUGGGCUCACCUUUGCAAGAGCUGAAGGUAAGGCAUGAGUAAAGAAACCCGUAGAGAGAGAGACUUUUGUAUAUCUUGUGUUGUGUUAUUAAGCAAAAAGUUAAAGAAUCAGAACACGGCUGUGUUAGUGUUAGGGUUCUUAAUGUGUGAAAACAUGUCAGUGAGUGUGUUGUGUGUCUGUGUGAUUUAAUACUUAAGAGUGUACAUUCAUAUUCUUCAUUACAAAAACAUUUUAAGUCCAGAUACAAUAGCAA